This is a messenger RNA of Heterostelium album PN500, 1650 nucleotides long. RefSeq lists its product as uncharacterized. Bases 1 to 1650 code for a protein of 549 amino acids. The transcript is spliced from 3 exons. The record is from RefSeq and is a predicted model, not a curated record. Lineage: Eukaryota; Evosea; Eumycetozoa; Acytosteliales; Acytosteliaceae.
AUGAAUUUCAAUAACAAAACUUUAUUUUACAUUGAUUCUGCAGAUAGAACAAAUGGUAGUAGUUCUAAUUUUCAAUAUCAUUUAGAAGAUUUAGGUUUCAUUUCCACCAUGAACUAUGAUAGAGUUGUAAUAACACAAGCAACCAUUCCGAAAUCUUUUUACACAAUAAGAAAGAAUCUAAAUUCUUUUACAUUAAAAGAAAGAAAUAAAGAAGUUUUAAUAUCAAUCCCGAUAGGUGGAAUUUUAAAAUCAUUAAAUGUUAUUAAUCUUCAAGGAGAUAAUGUUCUUUAUAUUCAUAGCGAUAUUUGUACCAAUGGAAAUGAUGACAUAUUGCAAGAAAUUUAUGCAUCAAGUGGCAUUCCUGAUUACUCAUAUAUCUAUUGGAAGAAUACAGAUGUUCAAUCAUAUUGCGGAAAUACAACCACUUUUAUUCUAUCACCCAAUACAGCAUUUAAUCUAUCUAGAUCAUGGUUGCAAUUUACCUUGACUAUUCCUGCCGGAGGAAAUAAUUUAUCGCCCUAUUUAUUUGCAGACUUUAUUUCAUUCUUCCAACAAAUUACUUUUGGUAAUGGAACCCAAGCAUUUUGCUCAGACAUUAAACAGGCCCAUAUACAAUCAAAGAUGACUAUGAAAAUUAAUAGAAAACUUUCAAAAACAUUAAGUAGAUAUUGUGAUUUGCAAGUAAAUGCUGCUGGUGAUAAAAUCACUUUUACACCAUGCUUUUCAUCAAAUAAACCAGCUGACCAAAAUAUAAGAUAUGAUAACUCACAUGGUGAUAGAUCUUAUACUGAACCUGCAUAUUUGAUUGCUGCAGACACAAAUAACCAACCCACUACGGUAAAUGUAAAGAUUUAUUUUGCUGAUAUAUUUGAUUCUAUUUUUGCUCUGGACAAAGAUCUAUGUUUUUCUGAAAAUAUGUAUGUUGUUUUUACUUGGAAUCCACUUUCAUGUAUAGGUUUCUAUGCGGGAGAUGACCCAACCGAAAAUCCUGCUCAAUUAAAUCAAUCCAAUAUUACUAAAUUGGAGAUACAUUUAGCAAAUGAAACCAACAAAAAUAUCACCAAUGAUUUACUAGAACAACUUGCAUCACCUCAAGGAUUACAAAUGAUAAUUCCAUAUACCCAACCAUAUAAUAAACUUACUAAUGGUAGCUCACAAUCAUGCCAAUCCCGUUAUAAUGCAAGCAAUGGUAUUACACUUGAUAGAAUCUAUUAUAGUAUCUUUACUCCAAAUAAUGCUGCAAACCCUAAUCUAUCUGUUUAUAACAAUAAUUUGGCCACUAACUUUAUUGAUUAUUUCUCUACAUCUCUAAAUAAUGAACCAUUGACUAUUUAUAAUGUAUAUCCAAAUAGAUACGAUGACUUUGAUAUGAAUAGUAAAUUACUUGAGGGUACUACUAUACAAACACCAAACAUUAAUAACUAUAAUUGGACUUGGGUUCAAGAUUUUGGUCAAGGAGUUUCAUCUGAAAUCUUAGAUAACAUUUACAAAGGUAUUCCGCUUACUGGUAAUGAUGUACAAUUCGAUUUUACUUGCAAUCUUGUGGCUGGCCAUGCUGAUAAUCUACAACAUCAAAUUGUUGCGGUAACAAAAAGACGUCUAUUUAUAACUGAUGGAAGCGGAGGAAAACCAAGAUUGGCAAUAAUAUAA